Acomys russatus (golden spiny mouse) is the source of this 1750-nucleotide messenger RNA. RefSeq names its product proteasome 26S subunit, non-ATPase 5 (gene Psmd5). Bases 45 to 1559 code for a protein of 504 amino acids. The record is from RefSeq and is a predicted model, not a curated record. Gene Ontology annotation, cellular component: cytosol. Gene Ontology annotation, biological process: proteasome assembly. The transcript is spliced from 10 exons. Lineage: Eukaryota; Metazoa; Chordata; Mammalia; Rodentia; Muridae.
CUCCGGGAACCUGGUCAGUGGGCGGGCAGACGGGAGCCAUCAAGAUGGCGGCGCAGGCUGUAUCGCUCCUGAGGGAGGUGGCGCGGCUGGAGGCGCCGCUGGAGGAACUGCGUGCGCUGCAGUCGGUGGUGCAAGCUGUGCCGCUCCACGAGCUUCGCGAGCAGGCGGCGGAGUUACGCCUUGGCCCUCUGUUCUCCUUGCUUAACCAGAACAGUCGGGAACAGACUGCUUUGUGUGUGUCCAUUCUGGAGAGAUUGCUCCAAGCUGUGGAGCCAAUUCACUUGGCCAGGAACCUCAGGGUUGACCUACAGAGGGGACUGACUCACCCUGAUGACUCUGUAAAAGCCCUCACUCUGUCCCAGAUUGGAAGAAUUGUUGAGAAUUCUGAAGCCGUUACUGAGAUUCUGAGUAACGCUGACCUAUUGAAACAGAUUGUUUAUUGCAUUGGUGGAGAGAAUUUGUCUGUUGCUAAAGCGGCUAUUAAGUCAUUGUCAAGAGUGUCACUAACCCAGGCUGGACUGGAAGCUUUAUUUGAAAGUAAUUUGCUGGAUGAUUUGAAAAAUGUGAUGAAAACAAAUGAUGUCGUUCGAUACAGGGUAUAUGAGCUAGUUGUAGAGAUUGCUUCUGUGUCGUCAGAAUCUUUAAACUACUGUACCACAAGUGGAUUGGUGACACAGCUUCUAAAAGAGCUGACGGGUGAGGACGUGCUGGUCAGAGCCACCUGUAUAGAAAUGGUGACAUCGCUAGCAUGUACCCACCAUGGACGACAAUACCUUGCUCAAGAGGGAGUCGUUGACCAGAUCUCUAAUAUAAUUGUUGGGGCAGAGUCAGACCCUUUCUCUGGCUUCUACCUGCCAGGAUUUGUGAAAUUUUUCGGAAACCUGGCUGUCAUGGAUAGUCCUCAGCAGAUCUGUGAACGCUACCCUGUUUUCUUGGAGAAAGUGUUUGAAAUGGCAGACAGUCAAGACCCCACCAUGAUUGGCGUAGCUGUAGACACAGUUGGAAUCCUGGGAUCCAAUGUAGAAGGAAAACAGGUUUUACAGAAGACAGGAACCCGCUUUGAACACCUCCUCAUGAGAAUAGGCUAUCAAGCCAAGAACGCCUCCACAGAGCUGAAGAUAAGGUGCUUGGAUGCAGUCUCCUCUCUUCUGUACUUAUCCCCUGAGCAGCAAACUGAUGAUUUCCUGAGGAUGACGGAGUCCUGGUUUUCCUCUGUGUCUCGAGACUCCCUAGAGCUCUUCCGUGGCAUCAGUAACCAGCCCUUCCCUGAACUACACUGUGCUGCCUUGAAAGUAUUCACAGCUAUUGCAAACCAGCCCUGGGCUCAGAACCUUAUGUUUAACAGCCCAGGUUUUGUGGAAUUUGUGGUGGACCGGUCUGUGGAGCAUGACAAAGCCUCAAAGGACGCUAAGUAUGAGCUGGUAAAAGCACUUGCCAAUUCCAGAACAGUUGCAGCGAUCUUCGGGAACUCCAAUUAUUUGAGGCUCAGAACUUACCUAAGUGAAGGCCCGUACUAUGUGAAACCUGUUGCCACGACAGCCAUAGAAGGAGCUGACUGAUUUCUCUCCAGCCUGAGACAGGGGACCAUGUUUAACCAGAAUUGCUGAAGGCAUGUGAUUCCAUCUGUGUUUUAGAAAGCAGGGACUUCCUCUUCGCAGAGCUAUCAUGCAGUGUCUAGUCCGUCAGCAGUGUCGUUCCAAUGUAAGGGCAGUGUGGACCAGGCCCUCAGCCUGCAGUAGAGCAGCAGCCU